UUCAUUAUUGACUCUACAAUGUCAAUAUUUGAAAGCAGCACUCCUUGAAACUGAUUCCUCGUUGCAAAUUCUUUUAAAAAACUUAUUUCACUAAGCUUGAUGUUCCUCAAGUGUAGGUUGUGAAAUAAGUCACCUGUUGAAAAAUAAUUCCAAUUUCUAUGAAGAUUGAAAUAAGAUAGUUACAUAACUUUCUAUUUGAAAUGCGGAGGCUACUUCUUGUCUCUUGGAUAGCAAUGGUUAGCAGAUUGAAUUACUUUUCGUCACAUUAGCUAGGGUUAUCAACGUAUAUAUUUUUACAACUCAUAUUUCUCUAUAUAUAAGCUAACAGUAUUGACCCACAUUUGAACUAUAUGCCUACUACUGCAUACAAUAGCCGAUUAGAUUUGCAUAAAAAAUUGGAUUCAGUUAUAUAUAGAGCCAUUCAUAUCUUCUUCAAUUGUGAGCUUGUAAAAGAAUGGAAGGAAUAUAGAGGACACAUCUAGAAGAUUUUUAUGUAUGAGGUCGAUGGCUGUUUAACUGUAACUGAUUAUGAUACUUUCAUUCGCAUGAUCAGAUUUUCAAAUAAAGCGGUCGUGAUACUGGUUAACAACACCAAGGAUUGUCCAGACUGUGCUAAAGCUUUGCAACUAGUCAAGCAAAAGCUGAAGAGCUCUAAAGUACAGUGCUUGGUCCACGAUCAUGUGUCUGAAAUAUCAGGAGAGUUUGAUUUCAAUUUAAAUGGUUAUAUUUUCCCUGCUGUUUAUUUCUUCAAGGAUGGUGAAGAGAUUUCAAGCUAUGUUCAGACAGAAAUCCUACCCGAGAAUAUUGCAACAGGUCUUCUGCUGUUAAAUUGAUAGAAAAGAUUAGAUAUAAUUUGGAAAGAAAAAAAAAUUAUUAUUAAAUAG
Molecule: messenger RNA, 884 nt
Organism: Nilaparvata lugens (brown planthopper)
Lineage: Eukaryota; Metazoa; Arthropoda; Insecta; Hemiptera; Delphacidae
Exons: 5
Coding region: 492-833 (113 amino acids)
Source: RefSeq, a predicted model, not a curated record